Messenger RNA from Phytophthora nicotianae INRA-310, 471 nucleotides. RefSeq lists its product as hypothetical. Bases 19 to 339 code for a protein of 106 amino acids. The record is from RefSeq and is a predicted model, not a curated record. The transcript has a single exon. Lineage: Eukaryota; Oomycota; Peronosporomycetes; Peronosporales; Peronosporaceae.
CGCAGUCACCCUUGGUGAAUGCUCGAACGCCGAUUCCAAUCGUGGAGGCACUGCAAGAAACCUCAUGCGCAAACACAAAAAUGUGUGACGUGGUGGAGAGCUGUGUGCUCCACGCUCGAUUCGGUCUCACUGAGAAUCUCAGAGAAGAAGCCUCGUCACGGCACGCUUUGUUUCCAUUUAAGAAUUCGGGCAGCUUCAAUUGAGUGCAGAAUUCACGUGGCAGGACGACAACAAGAACAUUCCGUUGGCAACACACGGCCUUCUGGACUCUGCGGGGCAACUGCAGUCAGAACCGAAGCGCUGCGCAUGCAAACGUUCAAACAACGCACUUUAAAGUAGGCCCUAUUAGCUCCACAUUGUGUCUACAAAUAUAGCCAUUUACACAGUAACUUGUCCAAAAAUUCACACCAAUCGAUUCAUGUUCCAUCUCGCCAACACGGAACGCACUUAUGCUCAACACUGCAUAUCAAU